This is a messenger RNA of Staurois parvus, 330 nucleotides long. The record is from the annotation of a GenBank genome assembly. Lineage: Eukaryota; Metazoa; Chordata; Amphibia; Anura; Ranidae.
CCAAUCACAGCUGCCUUUUACCACGUGAUCAGCUGUGUUCAAUGACACAGGAGAUCACAAAAAAGUACUGCAAAUAACUGGCAAAUGACACAGAGCAGACCUGCACUGAUAAUCAGUGCCCUGAUCAGCAGUGCCCAGCAGUUUUGCCCAGCAGUGCCCCCAGUCAGUGCCGCCUAUCAGUGCCCAUCAGUGCCACCUAUCAUUAACCAUCAUUGCUGCAUAUCAGAGCAGCAUAAUCAGUGCCUCCUCAUCAAUGCCCACCAGUGCAGCUUCAUCAGUGCCACCUCAUCAGUGCUGCCUAUCCAUGCCAACUCAUCAGUGCCCAUCAGU